Molecule: messenger RNA, 1476 nt
Organism: Candidula unifasciata
Lineage: Eukaryota; Metazoa; Mollusca; Gastropoda; Stylommatophora; Geomitridae
Source: the annotation of a GenBank genome assembly
AUGGAGAACUUUCCUUAUGUGAGUGUACUUGUUUUCCUGGGUGUUGCCGGUCAGUACCCACAUUACCCGCCGCAGAAUGAUUGUCCGUAUAAGGAAUGCUUCUGUGUCGGAAAUGAAAUGCUGUGUAAUUACCGAUACAUGAAGGCAGUUCCACAAAAGCGUAACAACACAAGCCUGAAUAUGGGAAGCAUUGACUUUGGAGGAAAUUUGAUAACCACGAUACCCGCUAGAAGUCUGCCUGCGAAUCUGUCGAAGCUCUCCCUUGAGAGCAAUCCUAUUGAAACUAUCGACAUUACCGCCUUUGAUGAGUCCAUCAACACCCUGAGUUCUUUAAGUCUGUCCGGUGCAAGGUUUACCCAACUUCCAGAAGCCAUAUUUCGCUUGAAACAUCUUACAGAACUGGAUUUGUACGGAAUAAACAUCCUUACGUGGAAUGACACCGGUAUGAGAGGACUUGGUACCACACUGCAGACACUUAAUCUUGGCGCAGUUGGUUUAACGUCAUGGCCUGGUUGGCUAAAAUCAUUCUCACAUCUCACAGAGUUAAGUGUUACUAGCAGCUCUAUCUCCAUCCUACCAGACGAUGCUCUGGAUAUGGUAGCUACUAUCUUGACUGAACUAUCGCUGACCAACAACAGCUUGACAUCUGUCCCUAAAACGCUAUCAAAGAUGACCGUUCUGACCUCAUUAUCGCUGGACCAAAACAGAAUCAAGGACAUCACUUGGCUUCCCCAGUUGUGUAACCUGACACAUCUGACCCUGAACGGCAACCACAUUUCCAAGGCCAAGAAGCUCAGCUCCGCUUUACGUUUCUAUGCCGACACUAUUUACUACUUUCAAAUCAAUGACAAUUUUCUUGCAUCGAUUCCCGACAUGUCAUUCUUAAAACUGAUAACAAGUCUAGACUACACGAACAACCAUAUAUCUGACCCUUACUCUGGAGUUAUCCCUUCAGAUCUGACAGACCUGCAGCUUUCAAACAAUUUAUUGCCGUCCAUCCCUCGCAUUUUCAAAACUAUGAACUCUGUACCCAAUCUAAUUCUAGGAUUCAAUCGUGUAUUGUCUGUUCAAGCAUCAGAUUUUCCUAUUGCAACGCUAACAGUUGAUCUUGAGCAUAAUAUCAUUGUAGAACUAACAGAUUCCAGUUUUCCUGAGAACUCUAACAUUAUCUCAUUAAUUCUUCGAUUUAAUCCCAUUUCUAAGAUUUCUAAAUCCGCCUUUGACAACCUUCCUCGGUUACAACAGUUAGAUAUACAGCACACGAAACUAACUCGGCUGCCUCUGGCUAUAGAGUCACUGACCCAGUUAAGCUCUAUAGAUGUGAGUGGCAGCACUGACCUAGUCUGUACUUGCUUGGAGAAGAGUUUGGAGCGGAUAAUCUCCCAAUUGUCGUCUUACAGUGUCGCCGGGGAUUGUGGCCAAACUAGUUUGUACAUCUUCUUUACAGAACUUAGUCCUAGCUGCCCUCCCAUGUAA